Telopea speciosissima is the source of this 593-nucleotide messenger RNA. RefSeq names its product calcineurin B-like protein 9. The transcript has 3 exons. Gene Ontology annotation, molecular function: kinase binding; calcium ion binding. NCBI's taxonomy places the organism in Eukaryota, Viridiplantae, Streptophyta, Magnoliopsida, Proteales, Proteaceae. The record is from RefSeq and is a predicted model, not a curated record. The coding region runs from base 7 to 246 and encodes 79 amino acids. Gene Ontology annotation, biological process: calcium-mediated signaling.
AAGCAGAUGGUAACUGCUAUCUUGUUGGAGUCUGAAAUGCAUCUGUCGGAUGAAAUUAUAGAAGUAAUUAUUGACAAGACUUUUACAGAUGCAGAUGCUGACAUGGAUGGCAAACUCAGCAAAGAAGAUUGGAAAGCUUUUGCUAUUCGACACCCCAACCUUUUGAAGAACAUGACUCUUCCUUAUUUGAAGGACAUCACCACAGUAUUUCCAAGUUUUGUUUUUAACACGGAGGUUGAGGACUGAGAAUUAGAAUUUGCAUGCUCAAGACUAUCAAGGAGUUUCUGGGAACUUGAGGUCCAUGUAUGACCGACCACUUGGGGCUGCCAUUGAAGCUGAAUCUUUGCUUUGUAAAGGUUUUGUGAUGUCUGUUGAAGCCAUACUCAUCAUCUUUGCAGCUGGUGGUGGUAAUUGGUUCUGCAAAAUACAGGUGAAACCAGAAUUGUUGCGCACUCAAAUUCCUUAUCCUCGUGAUUGAAGGUCCUGCCAAGGAUAAAUAUCUGGCCAAUUUCAUACUCAUUGAUUCAAUCGAGUUCUGUGUUAUACAGAGAUUAGAAUUGCUGAUUAUGGAUUUCUUGCUUCUGUACAGUUUC